Molecule: messenger RNA, 2445 nt
Organism: Bombina bombina (fire-bellied toad)
Lineage: Eukaryota; Metazoa; Chordata; Amphibia; Anura; Bombinatoridae
Product: gastrula zinc finger protein XlCGF26.1-like
Exons: 1
Coding region: 36-1508 (490 amino acids)
Biological process (GO): regulation of transcription by RNA polymerase II
Cellular component (GO): nucleus
Molecular function (GO): RNA polymerase II cis-regulatory region sequence-specific DNA binding; DNA-binding transcription factor activity, RNA polymerase II-specific
Source: RefSeq, a predicted model, not a curated record
GUUCAUAUCCAUCCUUCACUACAGGAAGCAUCAGAAUGAUACCGCAAACUCCAAUAGUCUUAGACACCAAUGACUAUUCACAAACAUUGGGGAAAUCACAGCAGAUAUUUAAAGAAGAUGGUGAAUUGGCAGGCACUGGGCAGCAAUCAUUAUGUACAGAGAGUAAUUUAGUCAUCAAACAAGAGGACAACAUUUAUGACUUAUCUAGUGAAAUUAUUAUCCCAGAGGAUAAACCACACAUAUGUACUGAGUUUUCAAAACAUAUUAAAGAAGGGAAAAGUCUGCAUUCUAGCCAAAUAAUUCAUACAAAGGAGCAACCUUUCAAAUCUACAGAAUGUGAGAAAAGCGUUAGAUGGAAGUUUCAUCCACUAGAACACUACAAAAUUCACACAGGUGAGAAACCACACACAUGCCCUGUGUGCGGCAAAUGUUUUACACGAAUGAAUAAUCUGAAAAGUCAUGAAAAGAUUCACACAGGGGAAAAGCCGUACACAUGUACAGAGUGUGGGAAAAGUUUUACACGAAUGGAUAAUCUGAAAUGUCAUGAAAGGAUUCACACAGGAGAAAAGCCUUUCACAUGUACAGAGUGUGGAAAAAGUUUUACACAAAAGAAUGAUCUGAAAAAGCAUGAAAGGAUUCACACAGGGGAAAAGCCUUUCACAUGUACAGAGUGUGGGAAAAGUUUUACACAUAUGAAUAAUCUGAAAACUCAUGAAAGGAUUCACACAAGAGAAAAGCUAUUCACAUGUACAGAGUGUGGAAAAAGUUUUACACAAAUUAGUAAUCUGAAAUAUCAUGAAAGGAGUCACACAGGAGAAAAGCCUUUCACAUGUACAGAGUGUGGGAAAAGUUUUACACAUAUGAAUAAUCUGAAAACUCAUGAAAGGAUUCACACAAGAGAAAAGCUAUUCACAUGUACAGAGUGUGGAAAAAGUUUUACACAAAUUAGUAAUCUGAAAUAUCAUGAAAGGAGUCACACAGGAGAAAAGCCUUUCACAUGUACAGAGUGUGGAAAAAGUUUUACACAAAAGAGUGAUCUGAAAAAGCAUGAAAGGAGUCACACAGGAGAAAUGCCUUUCACAUGUACAGAGUGUGGAAAAAGUUUUACACGAAUGGAUCAUCUUAAAACUCAUGAAAAGAUUCACACCGGAGAAAAGCCUUUCACAUGUACAGAGUGUGGAAAAAGUUUUACAGAAAAGAGUGAACUGAAAAGGCAUGAAAGGAUUCACACCGGAGAAAAGCCUUUCACAUGUACAGAGUGUGGAAAAAGUUUUACACAAAAGAGUAUUCUGAAAAGUCAUGAAAGGAUUCACACAGGGGAAAAGCCUUUCACAUGUACAGAGUGUGGAAAAAGUUUUACAGAAAAUAGUAGUCUGAAAAAGCAUGAAAUGAUUCACACAGGAGAAAAGCCUUUCACAUGUACAGAGUGUGGAAAACGUUUUACACAUACAAGUAAUCUUAAAACUCAUGAAAGGAGUCACAAGGGAAGAAACCUUUCACAUGUUUAGAAAGUGGAAAAAAGGUUUUUAUUGAAAUCGGAUAUCACAAAACACCAAAUAUUUACACAUAAAUAAACUUUAUAUACACAGUGUUCAACCUUUUUACAAUUAUCCUAAAGAGGACACACUCUCUAAAUAGAAGCAUCAAAAAGGAUCCUAUUGUAAAUAAUACUUUCUAAAUCCCAGUUAAAAAAGCCCCAGAUUUUAAGUGCUCCGGUGCACCUCAAUUUCUCUCAUAUAAAUGUGAUAGAAUCCAAACACCACACAGGAACAUACAAAUCUGUCCUCAUCCAGUUUACACAACCAUUCACAACCAAAGCACCCCCAGUGUUGUUUAUUAAUAUGUCAGUGUUAGGCAUUGUACAUUUGAUUUACAUAGGGGAGGAAAUAAUUACAUUUACGUCUUUAUAUGAAUAGAGUGUUAGAGAAUUAUAUAAACAAGAACAUCAGUCUCAAAUGAUUGACAUCUGGGAGAUAUAUUUAAUGUGCACAUCAUGUGGAUAAACCUUUUCUUAUAGCAAUAGAUGCUUAGCAUUGUACAUGUUAUAUACCAGAGGAAUUACUGAGGGGAAACUGAUUUUAUUUAAUGAGACACAAUAUCAGUAACGAGUACAUACGUGAUCAUAAUCAGUUUCAUUUAAAUGGCUACUAUAACCUACAUGUAUACUGGGUAUGUAAUAUGUGUGUCAUGUGAUCAUAAUCAGUUUAAUUUAAAUGGCUACUAUAACCUACAUGUAUACUGGGUAUGUAAUAUGUAUGUCAUGUUCUGUAACUUGAUAUUAUGUCUGUUAGCUGUUGUCAUGUUAGUUAGAAGCCACAAGAACUGAUAAUAGCACAUACUGUAUAUAUAAAGGGAACAUUAUAUGUCUGAUAAAUCCCUUUGUAUCAAGAGCACAAGUGUUAGGUAUAUUUAUACCAUUGUGUGCAUAUAUCAUGUAAUGCUGCU